This is a messenger RNA of Adineta ricciae, 1449 nucleotides long. Lineage: Eukaryota; Metazoa; Rotifera; Eurotatoria; Adinetida; Adinetidae. The record is from the annotation of a GenBank genome assembly.
AUGAGUGAGGAUAUUGUUCGUUGUCUUGCAUCAUGUCAAAAUGCGAAUACAAGUGGCGCACGCGUUGGAAACGAUUUGUAUGAUAUUGGAUGUAUAAACCAAUGCUCUCAAAGACAAACAAUCUUUCUUCAAAACACAGCAGAGAAAUACGCACAAAUAGUUCAAACCAUAUCUAUUGUUCUCAUCACAUUUGGUUUGUUUGGCAAAGUCUUCAAUUGUAUUAUCUUUCUACGAAAACCGCUUCGGGGUACAUCGACUGGUUUAUUAUUACUAUUGAAGACAAUCUUCGACUUUGUUCCUUUGCUCUGGGCAUUUAUAUUCGAAACUAAACUAUUCGUUCAAGACGAACAAUUGAAUGCAUCAAGAGUUAUAUGCAUCCUAUCCCGGAGCAGCGAUAUCUUCGUCUCCUGGUCAGUCGGCUUCGUCAUCCUUGCUGGUGUCAUACGUCUUUGCACGAUUGUACAUUCAAGAUUCUUACCACAACCCACACCUCGUCAUGUUUCUGCGAUUAUCCUACUAAUGAUGUUAUGUGGCGUUUUGUACAAUUGGCAUCUUUUCUAUUAUCCUGAUCUUGUAGAUACUACAAAUACUGACUAUAAAAAUAGUACAUUUACCUAUUGUAAUAUUAUAUUUGGACGGCAAAUGGGCUAUUUUUCUUAUGGUGGCUUUCAAUCCAUGGGAGAAUUAUCAUACAAUGCUCCAGUAGUUAACUUUAUUGUCACAUCAUUGAUUCCGUUUGGGAUUGUCGCUUUAACCAACAUCAUUAUUAUCGUUCGCGUACUAAAAAGCCCAUCACCUGACCGUUUAACUCAAAUCAAUUCGAUUCGUGAGCGCAAACAAUUAUCUUCAUCGAAGGAUGUUCCAUCUUCAGACGCAUCAACUCCGAGACCAGCACACAUAACAAAGAAGGAUGUUAGUUAUGAAACAACGAUUACUUUAACAACCAGCUGUGUGUUUCUAACGACCAAUAGCAUCGCAAGUACUUAUGUUUAUGUGAAAUCCAGUUAUCGUAUCAACCGUCCCGGUUUUAGCGAAGAUAUCAAAACUUCGAACGUUUACCUGAUUCUGCGUAUGCUAACACUGAUCGACACAGUUCUGGAAUUCUAUAUUUAUUUUCUAACGGGAAAGAAAUUCCGUCAAGAAGUCUAUCAAGUGAUUAGCGAGAUUCUUCAGCAAACACCAUUUCGAAAAUACUUCAAAUUUGCACGUUCAACAACGAACGGUACAAAUCAUCGGCGAAUCACGAAAACCGAUUUGGAAAAACAAUACCAACAAUCGCAGCAGGCAACAACUAUCGAUGAUAAUCAUCAAGAAAACUGUCUCGAUAUAACCUCAACAACAAUGUCAACCGGAAAUAGUUACAUUGAACUAUCACAAAAACAAAAACUAAUUAAUUCUCAAGGAGGCGAUCAAGACGAAGCCCUUGAUCGAAUGGAGAGUACUGUCUAA